AGAAACUCAAUAAGUAUUUCGACGGCUACUUGGUCACCCAUCCCUUGCUUUGGGCGCUGUGACAAGGCAUUUUCUGGUCUUCUAGAUGGGGAAAACUCUCCUUGUCUGCCUGGUCAUUCUACUGGCCAGCGCUAGCACCAUUCUCGGGAGGGAACUUUUGGCGCAGCCUACAUGCCCGCCUCCUGGAUUCAGUUCCGCUAAACCUUUCGACUUGACGUCGUACAUUUCCGCUCCCUGGUACGUUCAGAAGCAGGUGACGACCACUUACACGCCUGAGAAUUUCCUCUAUUGUGUGCGGGCGAACUACAUACCGAUUGCCGGGCCUGGAGAUCUUUCGAAGGGCGUGUAUGUGAACAACUACUCCAACAAGGACCGGGUGAAUGGGCUUGCUGCCACCACCAGCAAGGCACAGGGCGGCUUUCAGUUGUAUGCGACGGUGCCGGAUGAUGCAGUUCCCUCACAGCUGCAGGUUGGCCCGUACUUGGGUGACAAUGGAGUGACCACGGCAGUUUCUAGCGCCUCUGCAAAGAUGAGCGGCGAGGCGGCCAACUACUGGGUGGUUGCCACUGACUCAUCCUCAGCCGACCCAAAGUUCGAAGGCUACGAGUGGGCCAUAAUCACCACAGGACCACCCACGAUACCGAGCGGCAACGGCUGCCGCACCGGCAGCGCGGACGGCGGCAUCGCUGAUGUGGCGCAGCGCGGAUUCUGGUGGUUCACGCGCAAGCAGGUCGCAACCGCCGAGACCCUGGAAGCACUGCGCGCCAAAUCUCUGGAGUUGGGCCUUGAUCUUGGAGUGCUCCAGGACGUUCAGCAGGCGGGCUGUGACUACAGCGGUGCCCCCUGAACAGGGGUGAAUCAUAGUUGCACCAUACGGAUUCGGCCAUUCGGCAUACGGUGAAUAUUUGGUCGUAUAUUCGGUGUUUUGGGCCAAAAUAGGCCGUUUUUGACCGGAUUCCGUAUAUUUUAAUACCGUGUGACCGUAUAUUCGGCCGUAUAUACGGUCCCCAAAAAGUGUUCUGACCGAAUGGUGCAACUAUGGGGUGAAUGAAAGCUUGGUAGUUUUUCACAUCCCCCUGGCCUGAUGAGAGGACGCCAGGCAGCUGUACCUGGCUGCAGAAGGUGUCUUUGAGGGCGCUGAUGUGGGAGCGAUCACCCGGAUGUGAUAUUCAUACAUUUAAGUGUUGAAGUAAUCAAGUAGAACGUGAAUAAAGUUUCAAAUUUUCACUGUUAAAGACGUCUGAAGCAAGAUAUGGUGCUGAGUUCAGCUUUGAAGCUUGCUUGUUCCAGCACUGGAGAAGCUUGCUUGUUCCAGCACUGGAAAAAUUUUGCAUUUUUAGUUGACGGAACUCAGAUCUGCCACUAGUGCAGAUGCUGACAAACCUGGCACACCACUUUCUGUGAUGUGCUGGAAGGAAUUUCUGAACUGGAAGAGAGUUUUGAUAUACAUCACAGAAUUUUUUGGAAGUGACACAUUGUUCCGCAUGUAUAUACUAUAGGUGAGUGGGCAUUUAUGAAGUACAUAGGAUUGAGGUCCAGGCUUGUACUGCCAAGGCUGCUUGCCUGGAUACUCUGCAGAUUGGGCUGCGCCAGAAACAUAUUUUGUAACAAUGCGUCUU
Coccomyxa subellipsoidea C-169 is the source of this 1619-nucleotide messenger RNA. RefSeq lists its product as hypothetical. The transcript is spliced from 8 exons. Lineage: Eukaryota; Viridiplantae; Chlorophyta; Trebouxiophyceae; Coccomyxaceae. The coding region runs from base 86 to 847 and encodes 253 amino acids. The record is from RefSeq and is a predicted model, not a curated record.